Messenger RNA from Amorphotheca resinae ATCC 22711, 1584 nucleotides. RefSeq lists its product as hypothetical. The transcript is spliced from 5 exons. Gene Ontology annotation, cellular component: cytoplasm. The record is from RefSeq and is a predicted model, not a curated record. NCBI's taxonomy places the organism in Eukaryota, Fungi, Ascomycota, Leotiomycetes, Helotiales, Amorphothecaceae. The coding region runs from base 1 to 1584 and encodes 527 amino acids.
AUGUCUCUCGUCCAACCAGGAGAAGGAGACUCUCGUCCCUCUGGACUCACCCUCAACCUCUCUUCCAACAACCCUUUUCGCAAUCGAAUAGCAUCGCCGCAUUCUCCCUCGUACACUCCUUCCGCUCCUCCUCCGCGACCAGUAUCGCGAAACCCCUUCCUCGAUCCAUUCUCUUCAAAUACUCCGCAGUCGCCCUUUUCCACAUCGCCUGACAAGAUGACCUUUCCUUCAGACGUCACGUCUCCGCCAGCCCCUGCAUUGUCGGGCAACGCAGCCAUCUUAUUUGAUAAUCUCACUCUCAAUGAUCGGCCCUCUAGCAGCAGCAAUGGCAUGCGACCGCAACCUGCACGCGCUAACACAGGCGAUAAACCCCCACCACCAGCAGUCCGCAGCCGUGGCGAGAAUGUCCCCCCUCGACCGCACCCCGAUCACCGCCCUUCGCGCUCACAGGAAGAUGCUAGGCGGGCUCACAGAGCAGCAAACCCCACUAGUGGCGCGGGUGCAGGAUCAUCCAGCAGAUCUCGCCCAGCAGCAGUACUCGAUAUAUUCGCAGAUCCGGUAGAGGAGUCGUCUCCAAAGAAGAGCGGUCGCCCGCGACGAAAUUCUGAGUCGUCGGUCGUGGACCGAAGCAGCAGCAAAUUGCUUGACCCUGAAGAGGAGAAGAAGCGUCAGGAGAGACGUCGACGUGAACGUGAGCGCAGACAUCGUGAGAAGGGCAAGGAUAGCAAAUCGAGAAGACCCGACCGGAAGUUGGAUAUCAUCGAUAAGUUAGAUGUUACUAGCAUAUAUGGCACUGGGUUAUUCCAUCAUGAUGGCCCAUUUGAUGCCUGUAACCCACACCGAAACCGCAACGGAAGCAGAAGAGCACCAAUGCAAGCAUUUCCGAAGGACUCUCUCAACAAUGCUCUGGGAGGCGGAGGACCAAUCAACAGGAGACCUGAUCAUGCGGCUUUCUUGGGCAAUUACGAUGAUGAGGCUUUCAAGGACUAUUCGAAUGGGGCCUCUGGAACGGAAGCGAAUGUCCAGAGCGCUACGACAAGAAUCGAGCCUAUCCACGGUGAAGAAACCCUAGGAUUAGGCACAUCUACUUUCCUAGAAGGAGCCCCAGCGUCAAGGACAGCAAUGCAGCGACGAGAGAGUGAGACUGGACAGACGGAAGGCGGUCUAUCACGGACGAAGUCGUUGGCCCAAAAGAUUCGGGGGAUCAACACCACUCGGCGUGACUACGGCCAAGCUGGGAGAGUUACCAGCCCCGAUGGCAAUUACGGUGCCAGCUCUUAUUCCCCCGCCGUCCGAUCUCAAGGUGGUAGCAACACGAACCAUUUCAAUGAAUUCACCAGUGGAGACGAUAGCAAGAAAGAUGUUAGUGUAACCUUUGCCGAAACACGCACUGGAAGAGCUCGAGCACCAAGCAGUCCAGGACGAGGAUUUGGAGAACGUCUUGAACGACGAGUGACCAGUGGAAGCUCGGAGACCGAGCAACCAAAAUCCAGCGGAGGAUUCCUGUCCCGAGUGAAGAGUCUGAAGGGGGGGCCACGCAAGCACAAAGAUAGCGGCAGAUUCCAAGAUAGUGACUACUACUGA